AUGUUUGUGGACAAUCUACAGACCAUAGCAAUUGCUUGCCUGGGGUUGUUUUUGACACAUGCCAUUUACAAACGGAUCACUGGUCCACUCUCCAAAAUCCCAGGCCCUGAGAUCUCAAAAUGGACCGAAGCGGUGUAUGUUUACUACUGGCUUCGUGGUCAGAUACCAUUCUAUGUCCACAAGCUCCAUGAGAAAUACGGGCCUAUCGUUCGGAUCAGUCCUGAUCGAGUCGACAUCUGCGACGUCAACGCUGCCAGAGAAAUUCACAAAAUCAACAGUCCCUUCCUCAAGUCUAAAUGGUAUCGUGUCCUAGUCGCCGGAGGCCACGAGACGACAUUCUCUACUCUGGAUCGGAAAUUCCACGCACAGCGACGCAAACUGCUGGCGACGCCCAUCUCAGAGUCAUCGCUGAGCAAAAUGGAGCCUAUUGUGCUGUCCCGAGUGCAGACGACAAUUGAUCGGAUGGUUGAGGAGAUGACGAGUCGCAAAGUGGCCGACGUCUUCAAGUGGUGGUUGUUCAUGGCCACCGAUAUCAUCGGCGAGCUCAGCUUUGGUGAAUCGUUCCGGAUGCUGGAAGCUAGAGAGAAAACGCAAUAUAGCGUCGACCUCGAAAAUCUCGCUCAGGUUCAGUCUAUCCGCGUUGCUUUCCCGUCUCUUGUCCAAUUCAGCAGAUACCUGCCUCUUGCGGUUUUCAAAGAAGCCAAGGAAGGGGGACAGAGGAUUGGAGUAUACUCACACCAGUCGAUUGAACGUUAUAAGCGGAUUUUGGCAGAAACCCCCGAUGAUCCAAAGCCAACACUCUUCACCAAAAUGUUUGACACGGAGAAAAGCGGUCUCACACAUGAGCAGAUUCGACAAGAGGCCCAGUCGUACAUUAUCGCGGGGAGUGACACCACUGCUAUUACGAUGACUUAUCUGACCUAUUCGGUCUGUCGUAAUGAACGGGUGAAAAAGAAGCUCGUCGAAGAGGUAGCAUCUGUCUCUGAACCAGUCACGAACCAGAAACUACGGGAGCUGCCUUACUUGAACCAAGUCAUCAGCGAGACGCUACGUCUCUAUCCAGCAGUGUCAAUGGGACUGCCGCGAACUGUACCUCCAGAGGGAUAUCGCUUCAAGGAAUUUUUCCUUCCGGGCGGUAUCACCGUUGGAACACAGGCUUAUAGCCUGCAUCGUGAUCCAACAAUCUUCCCAGACCCCCUUGCAUUCAAGCCCGAGCGAUGGGAGAAUCCAAGUAGAGAGAUGAAAGAGGCGUUGUUAUCGUUUGGCGGGGGCUCGAGAAUUUGUCUCGGAAUUCACCUUGCCUAUAUGGAACUUCGCUUGGCGACUGCGCUUUUCUUCCGCCGAUUCCCCAAUGCACGGAUCUCGGCUCGAGAGGGUAUGUCGGAGUGUGAUAUGGAGAUGAAGGCGUUUUUCUUGGUGACACUCAAGGGACAUCGAUGUCUCAUCGAGGCCUGA
This is a messenger RNA of Penicillium oxalicum, 1455 nucleotides long. RefSeq names its product cytochrome P450. Bases 1 to 1455 code for a protein of 484 amino acids. The record is from RefSeq and is a predicted model, not a curated record. Lineage: Eukaryota; Fungi; Ascomycota; Eurotiomycetes; Eurotiales; Aspergillaceae. The transcript has 5 exons. Gene Ontology annotation, molecular function: heme binding; monooxygenase activity; iron ion binding.